GCAAGGCACAUUCAUUCGCUAAUAAGAGAGAGAGGUGGGGAAAGGGAGAGACACACAAGGAAAAGGGGACCAAAGGAAACCCCCAACGCGUGCACGCUUGUUGCCUGGCUGUGUUCUGUCGACACAAGCGAGUCGGCCUCGGUUUUUGCAGCCGACGGUACGGAAAACGAAGACUGAGGAACUGAGGAAGUGAGUGUCGAUCUAAAGAGCGGAAAAGAGGCGGCUUCACAAGACUCAGGGAGGGGUUGGACAAGAAGCGAAGCAAGAUGGAAAGCGGAGGUUCCCCUCCCCAGAUAAGCGGCUACCUUCAGAAGAAGGCCAAGACAGGCAAGUGGCAGAAGAGAUGGUUCGAGACCAACGCGCACUACCUCACCUAUUACAAGUCGAAGAAGAUGGAGAAGCUCCUGGCGGCGCUUAACCUGCCCCAGGUGGGAGAGAUCCGAUUGGUAGACCCAGAUGACGAGUCGUACGAGGAGGAUAACGACGGCUCUCUCUUCACCAUCGAGCUCAACGAUCGCGUUUACACCAUGAAGGCAUCCACGAGGGAAGAGGCCGCUCGUUGGGUUGAGGUGUUGAAGGUGUUGCAGACUAUGGAGGAAGAGGAGAGCAAGACCACGGAGGACCCGACAGCUUCCAUGAUGAGAAAUGCGCCGAGGUCCACUCCAGUCACUCCCGGCACCGCUACAAGGAGCGCGGACGCCUGGAGUAAGGAGCCGGCGUGCUGCGGUCUCUGCGCUUGUUUCAGUGCCAACUAGAACAACUUAGCAGACCCACCCCAAUUCGAUUUCCGGUUUGUUUUUUGUUCUUUUUGUGUAUUGCGGACGGCGAAAAGGGGUGGCUGGCGGUUGUGGACCUUGUUGGUGGACAAGCAGGCGAUUUCGGUUGUUUUGUGACCGCGAGAGGCGUGCGGCUAGUAUGUUUUUGAAGUAGGGGAGUUCGCAAACCGCAGUAUUUGUGGUUACACCCGAUUAAGGGUGUGUAGGGGGAGGGGACCACGCGAGAGUUACCGAUAUGAGUAGGACAAGCGGGAACGGUGCGAGGACAGCUGGCGAUCCGGCUGCGAGUGUCCUGGCCGCUGUCAACAGGGGUUACUUCUGCCCUCUGAAACGGUCUUCGAGGUUUCUGGAGAGACGCUGCACCCUCCCUUCGUUAUCCUCCAGAGGCCCGUCGGUGGGCAUGAUGACGAUGUAGGUUUCGUUAGGGAGGCUCUGAGGCGUUUAUUGCUGCGCUUGAGGGAAAUGCAGGAGAUCCAGGUGCGAAGGUCAUCGAACGUCGCCACCGGGUCCAAGUUGUUUCUUCGAGGCGGAAGCGUUUUUUUUUAGGUUCCUUGCAUUCUGCUAAACGUCGAGUCCUUCGAGUUUGUAUCCAUGAGGUCAGCCGUGGAAUCUCGCCCAGUUGUCAGUCAAGGCAGUUAUGUGGCCCAGGACUGAACAGUACGGUCAUUGUUUUUCACCAUAUGCAAACGUGCACUACUGUGUUGUGGAUGACCUUGUCUUCAGUUUACAUGAAAAAAAAGGAAGCGGUUUGGUCCAAACCGCACGAUUUCUGUUUGUAUAGGUUCGAAGUCUGGGCGCUUUUCCCUUUUCCAUGCACUCAGUCUCGACGAGCAUUGAAUUGAAUGACUUCGAUCGGCCGUGAGACCCGUCGACAGCAAACGGUUUUCGGUGUUGUGCUUGUUCGAGGACCACGGAACGAAAAAAGACUGCUGCGCGUGCAAUCAAGCACACCAAGGGGUCGAUCGAUGAAUUGUUGAUCGCUCGGUAAGAUCUCGUCAAGAAUCACUUCCCUCUAGAGAGAAAAUUAGUCUGGUGACAACCGUAGUCAUCUUGAAAAACGCGC
This is a messenger RNA of Ectocarpus sp. CCAP 1310/34, 1839 nucleotides long. The record is from the annotation of a GenBank genome assembly. Lineage: Eukaryota; Phaeophyceae; Ectocarpales; Ectocarpaceae.